UUUCCAGCGCCGCGAGGAUUUCCUCGAUGCGGAUACGUGUUUACGGGAAUCCAAAGCCGCAACCGGAAUUUCGAACCGAGCCAGUGUACGGAUAGCCAACCAGCGCCAGCGGUCAAUGACCGUGAGUGGACCGGGGACCAGAUGGACCAACCAAAGUCCAAAGCGGACCAGCGCCGCGAAACGCGUACCGUGUCAGGCGGUGGUGGCGGCACUCGUGAAAAACCGGACAAACCGAAAAAGGAUAAGAAGGACAAGGGCAAGACAGCGGCCGGAACGGGCGGUUCGAAGCGAAACAAAAAGGCCAAGAAGGAUGCCCCGAAACCGAUGACCCGGGUGGUUAUUCGUCACCUACCGCCAACAAUGACGGAGGAGUUGCUUCGCGAGCAAAUAUCGGUGGAUGGGCAGAUGCCCAAACACGAUGAGUUCUACUUUGUUGGUCCCGACUGGUCGCUCGGGGUGCAUGCGUCGUCUAGGGCGUACAUCAAUUUUAUCGAACCGGAGGAUAUAUUCCGUUUCACCGAUAGUUUCGAUGGUUACACGUUCGUCGACACCAAGGGCAUGGAGUAUCAGGCCGUGGUGGAGUAUGCGCCACUGCAGAAGCUCCCGAAAAAUCGGUCGCGUAAAAAGGAUGCCAAAUGCAACACAAUCGAGAGCGACAGCCAUUUCAUCAGCUUCAAGGAAGCGCUAGAAGCGGAAGAGCAGGAAGCACUGCAUGGAAGGGGCACGCAGGAAUUUAGCUUCAAGCUGGAACAGGAAAACAAAACGACAACGACGCCGCUGCUCGAGUUUAUCGCACAAAAAAAGCAGGAAAAGCGUGACGAACGGCGUCGGAAGCAGGAGGAAAAGCGGAAGGCGCGGGACGAGGAACGGCACACGCGCAAGACUCAAAUUGCCAAAGCGAUCCCGGCAGCUAUAAAAGAGGAGAAGGACGGUGGUGACAUCGUCGUGCGGACCGUACUCUCACGCUUAAACCCUCAGGCACAGCAUGCCGCAAAGGGUGCGGGAUCUACCGGUGGGUCGGAGAAGAAGGGUGCGGGAUCUACCGGUGGGUCGGAGAGGAAAGGUGCAGGUAGGGAUGGGAAGCUGAAGGACGAUAAGGACAAAAAAGCGAGAAACAGGAAGGAAAAAGAUCGCACUAACCGAGGAGAAAAGAAAGCGACUGAGGAUACUAAACCUCAAGGCGGUGGAACGCCAGUGGAUGGUGAAAAGCAUGGAGGAAAGAAGCAAGAUCGCGAAAAAUCGGGCAAAAAACCCAAUCGGGAGAAAGAUAAACCGAAGGAAGAAAAUCGACAACAAAACGCUCCUCGAGUUGAAGCAAACGAGAGGCAGAGGAAGGAGAAGGAACAUGGUGCGGGGGGCAAAGCUGAUUUGGCGUCCACAUCGAAGCCGAAUUCCAGCGUAUCCCUUGAAGAUUCCAGCAAGAAAGAGGUGAAAAAGUACAGCGAACGCCGCAAGGAAACUCGUGCCCGGGCCGAAACCAGGUUUGCCGAGCAGGACAUAAAGAAAGACAACGACCCGGCCAGACCAUCGCCAGAAGCAUCCGCAAGCAAUGCAAACAUCGAUGUCAAAAAGAGCAUGCUUACCGCGAACGUGGCACCGUUUAUUCCGAAAGAGAAAACGACCAUCAUCCUAGCCGGACCGUCGUCGACGUCCACCAACAAUCCAGCCGCACUGCCAUCCACAAAGACGCCUGCCGGGAGCGGGUCGUCGGCUAGCAAAGCCGUGAAGCCGAUCUCAGAAGAAACGACCUCGGAUCACGGCAAGUCUCCGUCGCCCGACGAUAGCGGGCGGCCGGACGAAAACGUUCCGCCGAAGGUGCCGAACGAAAAAAUCAGCGAGAAGGUCCGGGAAGCGCGGGAAGCGCGCAAGAUACGCAACAAAGAUCGGCCAUCGAUCGAAAUUUACCAACCCCGCAAACGGAUAGUGCCCGGUGCGGGCAAAAGCGAGGAAGAUCGUGGUCGCAGCGAUUCCGAUCGACCCUCGGAUAGUGUGUCGACGUCGGCAGCCGCGGGAGCCGGUCAGGACGAUGGUGGUGCAAAGGAACGACGUCACAAGCUGACGAAGAAGGCAUCCGAUCGGCAACCGACGAGGGAGCGCAAGAAUGGACGCAAGAAUUCGACUGAUGUUGAAGGUUCAAACGAUGCCGGUUGGUGGAUAUAAGACGGAGGAGAGGGCUCUUCGACGUGGAAGGGGCGAGGGGUGAUCGUUGGAAGUCUGGUACAUUGAAACAAGUAAUAUUACAAAAGUGUGUCCGCAGAACCCCUUUCACUGAUUUCAUGUGUUUCUUUCAUGAACGAAAUAAACGGAGUGCAUUGUGACGCUUUUAUGCAGC
Messenger RNA from Anopheles coustani, 2332 nucleotides. RefSeq names its product regulator of nonsense transcripts 3B (gene Upf3). Gene Ontology annotation, cellular component: nucleolus; cytoplasm. Gene Ontology annotation, biological process: positive regulation of translation; nuclear-transcribed mRNA catabolic process, nonsense-mediated decay. The transcript has 2 exons. NCBI's taxonomy places the organism in Eukaryota, Metazoa, Arthropoda, Insecta, Diptera, Culicidae. Gene Ontology annotation, molecular function: mRNA binding. The record is from RefSeq and is a predicted model, not a curated record. Bases 142 to 2160 code for a protein of 672 amino acids.